Molecule: messenger RNA, 3462 nt
Organism: Amborella trichopoda
Lineage: Eukaryota; Viridiplantae; Streptophyta; Magnoliopsida; Amborellales; Amborellaceae
Source: RefSeq, a predicted model, not a curated record
UUAUGAUGAUAAACCCUAAAUCUGUUUUUUCUUUUCCUGCUAUUUUUGCUUAUUCCUUCACGAAUGUGCUUCAGAAUUUUUUUUACUGUUUAUUAUUAUUAUUAAUUAUUAUUUUCUGCUGGCUAUUUGUAUCAUAGCACCUCAAAGAUUUUUUUGUCUUGUUAUUUGUACCAGAAAGAUUAACUCGUUUUUUUUGCCCAUUUUAUUCACUUUGUGUAGAUAGAAUGAAAUAUAUCUCAGAGUUAGGAUUUUGAUAUUGUUGAUGGUGUUUAUGGGGGUUUUUCAUUGAAUCGAAUGGGUCAGUAGAAAUUAAUUCUUUUUUGUGAUUUUUUUGCCCAUUUUUUUCAUUUUCUUGUGCUACUUUUUUUUUUUUUUUUGAGAGAGAGAGGUUUAAUACCAUAUCAGUUGGUUAGUAGUCGUAUUUUUUUUAGUGAAUUUGAGAUAUUGAAAUUCGAGAUUUUUUAUUGGUUUCUCAUUUCUCUUUGGAUGCUAUCUCUUUGAUAUGUGUUUCUCACAAUAUUCAGAAGUAUGGGAUUCGAAAGUUUCCUUGUUAAUAGAUACCAUGGCCAAAUGCUUUGAUUUCACAAAUAAUAUGUGAAGAAGAUCAGAGAAAGCAAUGUGCAUUUCAAUUAUUCUCUUUCUAAUUUUCUGAGUUCUAAAUUUAUCAAGUUCUUUUAUUAGAGAAGAGUAAGCAAAAUCCAACUCGAUUUCUUCCCUUUCUUGUGAUUUGUUCCUUCAUUUUUACAUAUUCAUCUCUUUAUAAACACUGCUGAUUUUUAAGAUUUUGUUUUUUAUUUGUUCUUGGUUUUUAUUUGUAGAGUGGAAAUAAUUAUAUGAUGCUUAUUUUGUCCUUUUGUCAUGCAAUAACUUUUGCUAAUUUCUACUUUUUAUUCACUGUUAAUGUUUGUUAUCUUUGUUUUGUUUUUUGUGUUCUUUUGCACGAUGAUAUUUCAGUAUAGUCUAAUUUGUUUUUUGGGCAAUAUGAUGGGGGAAGCUAGUGAAGUGUUUUUGUUUCCCUAUGAAUUCGUUCCUAAAAUAUUUGGCACCAACAUUUGGCUCUAGAUGUUGGAGAACUGACAAGCUAUUUAAUUGUCUUGUGCAUUACAUGUUAUUAAAAUCCCAAUGAGAAUUUCAAUCGGUGUAAGAAAUGGCCAUUGCAUUCAAUGUUAGUGGCAUACUGAAGAACCACCAUUUUCAUGUAACAUGUGGGUCUAGAGAGAGAGAGAGCAUUAGAUGGGGAUGGACUUGGUGACAAUAUUCUUCAAUAUUUAUGUAAAUAUUGGUAUUCCGUGAAUCCAUUUUCAUUUUUUGUAAUAUGUUGGAUGAAUGGAAGGAACCUUAUUUAAAUGCAAAAUAUUUUUAAAAACUUCAUUUCGCACAUCAUAUCAAUGAAAUACAUAAUGAACAGUAUUACAAGCAGUUUCCAGCUUUCCCAAUGAAAUUACCAGUACCACAGUUUAUCAAAUAGCGUUUCCAGCUCCCUACCAAUUUUCACUUGCUUCCCAUAAUCUAUGAAAGUCAACAGCAGGGGUGAUUCCCAGGGACACUACAAUGGAAGUUAUCAAACGCUAGUUUUAACCUUUUCCUUUAUUUUCGGAUUGGCAAAUCUGGAAAAUAGGCCCAACUUGAGAACCUCAAAUCUCAGAUUUCAGCUGGGUGCCAAGCAGAUCUCAGACCCAAAUUCUAGGUUCGAUCGAGAGAGAGAUAUUUCAGCUGGGUGCCAAGCAGAUCUCAAGACCCGAACUCUAGGUUCGAUCGAGAGAGAGAUGGGAAGGUUGAGCAUUGCAGUGGUGGUGCUUCUCUGGUCUCUCCCCAUUUCCAUACUCUUCAACUACAUCGUCCCUGAUGCUUACAUGGAUGAGAUAUUUCAUUUGCCACAAGCUCAAAAGUAUUGCAAUGGAGAUUUCAGAAGCUGGGAUCCCAUGAUCACCACCCUCCCUGGCCUGUACUAUCUUUCACUUGCAUAUGUGGGUUUUAUUUAUCCGGUCAUGUGGUUUGCUGGGAUAGCCUCAUCAUAUGGAGAGCUCUGCACCACUUUGAUUCUUCGGUCCAUGAACUGUGCUUUAGCAGUAAUUUGCAGUCUCCUUUUCUAUUGCAUACUUAGGCACAUGAGGCCAGGCGUUGAUGAAAGAAGAGCCACAUUAUGCACACUGGUUGUGACAUUGUACCCCAUCCAUUGGUUCUUCACAUUUCUAUACUACACGGAUGUGGCAUCUACUGCUGCUGUGCUAGCCAUGUAUCUAGCUUCUCUGAAAGGCUCAUAUUGGUUCAGUGCAGUGUUUGGAGCAUUGGCCAUAUUGGUUCGGCAAACAAACGUUGUAUGGUUAUUCUUUGUUGCAAGCACUGGGGCUAUUAGUUAUGCUGAAAGCCUCUAUGAAAAGGAUAACAUACAGUAUGGCGAUUGUACUUUAUCCAUUGAAAGGUACACAAAAUUCAUUGUCAGGGGUAAGAGCACUGGUUUGAAAUUGAGAAAGCGGAAGGUUGGUGGCUCCAUGAACACCACAACUAUCUCUCCCACAGGAACUUAUACCCCUUCUUCCACAAGUAGUAGUUCAUGCUAUGGUUUGCUAUGUGAGUUCUGGGGCAUAUCUAUGAAACUCUGGAGUUUUAAGUGGGAAGUCUUGGUUGCCUAUGCUCCCUUUUUAGUGCUUUUUGCAGCAUUUGGUACUUUUGUGGUAUGGAAUGGAAGCUUAGUGGUUGGUGCAAAAGAGGCACACACAGCUUCAUUUCAUUUAGUUCAGCUGCCGUAUUUUGGUCUUGUUUCGGCUGCAGCCAUGGCUCCAGUACAUUUUAAUUUAGGUCAAGCUGUAAUUCUUUAUCGGGCAUUCCAGAAAGAUAAAUUUUAUUAUCUUGUUUUGGGUUCUUUGGCGCUUGCAGCUGGAUUUCUCUCUGUUCACUUCUUCAGCAUUGCCCAUCCCUAUCUUCUGGCGGAUAACAGGCAUUAUACAUUCUAUAUCUGGAGGAAGGUUAUUCAUGCACAUUGGUUGAUGAAAUACCUUUUGGUCCCACUAUAUGUGUACUCUUGGUUCUCCAUCUUCAAUAUUUUAGGAAAAUCUCGGAAGACAAUAUGGGUUCUUUUGUAUUUCUUUUCUUGCGCAGCGGUUCUUGUCCCUGCCCCACUAAUCGAGUUUAGAUACUAUAAUAUUCCAUUCUUUUUUUUGGUUCUCCAUUCUCCUAUUGAUGACAGCUGGAAAUGGUUUAUUAUGGGAAUCCAGUUUGUUAUUGUAAACAUAUUUACAAUCAUGAUGUUUUUGUUUCGGCCAUUCCAUUGGGAACAUGAACAAGGGACCCAGAGGUUUCUAUGGUAAACGCCCCAGACAAAUUAAUUUAUUCUUCAUUCCCAUUUGGAGAUUUACAAAGGAACUUGUCUGAAACCUUCGAGCAUGUAAAGAAAUAACUUCUGUUUGUAGUUUGAUACAACUUUUUCAAUUUUGUAAUGUUAAAUCUGCAGCGUGGUGUUCA